AUGCGGUCCGCUCUGCAGACAUGUGCCGACCAAGUUCAUGCAUACUCAUCGAAUCGAGCUGUGUCAAUACAGAUAGCUGUGCGAGUCAAUUUCACGCAGGCCUUCAUCCUCGUGGUGCUCUGCCUCUUGUUCAAUGAGCGGUUCACCAAGGCCUCUGACAAGGACUUUGUCUUCUUGGAGCACUACGCCGGGGAGGCGACGAUGUCCCAGGAGAUUCAGGAUUCACGUUGUGGCAGGGGCUACAGUGCAGCAGCUGGGACUAUUCUUGUCUCAGUUCUUUGCGUGGCUUUGGGGGCCAAUUGGGUCAUCGAGCAGCCGGGUCUACGUUUGCCGUUUCUGGUUGAUGCACUUUGGACCUACCCACGACCUUUCGGCCAAGAAAUGGCCGAGCUGCUGCCGCUCUUCAACAAGUCCCCGCCAAUGCGGCCCACGCAGAUGCUGGAUGCCUCCACCGUGGAGAGGCUUCGCUGCUUGGAUAUGGGUGAAGAUGAUUGGGCUGAUGCGGGCCUCUGGGAUUUGCUACGUUAUGUCUAUGGAGCCAAAGGCUUGUGUAUCCCGGGACAGUGGAAGGAGCUCGAGGGCGCCCUUACGGUCGCAGCUGCGGAGGUGAAGACCGAGCCCGGCACAGAGACUCAGGUUGAGCGGAUGCAGAAUCUGCCCCACCUGCUGCAGAAGUUCAGCCUACUCCAAGCUACAACGCUUGCCCAGCAGACUGAGCUGAACAAGCUCCGCGAGACCCAGACACAGGAGCCGCAGAAGGCGAAGCCAGAGCGGCCAGCGCCGGUGUCGACCCAGGAGUCGCCUGCGGCAUCUGUUCGCGAGCUUGGCAGUCCCAGGGGCUCUAAGCGUGCGCAUCCCGAGACCCCUGUGAAGAAGAACCCCAAGGCCUCGAAAGCUCCGAGUGAGGUGACAACAAAUGAUGAUGACAGCUCCGAGGCCGAGGCUCCCAAGGUUCUCAAAGGCGAUACCUUGGAUAAGCUUGAGAAGGACAAGAUCCGCAGGAUCGUCUCCCCAAAGAAGGGAUCGGGGAAUCUGGAGGUCCCUGAGGACAUCUUCGACAUGUGGAAGGACGCCGGGAAAGGACGUCAGAAACUCUUCCAAAUGUGGGCUAAGUCCGGAAGGGUCAAGGGCGGCUUCUACAGCAAGGAGGAUAUGAAAUCCGAGCUUGGGUCGAGGAUCGAGAAGAUCGUUGCCUGGGCCGAGAAGAACAAUCUCGUUCGGACCUGCGAAUACGAUGAGGAGACGCUCGAGCACUGGGUGAAUACCAGGACGCUCGGGACCAUGACGAAGGAGGACUUCGAGAUGAUGCAGCGUGAGCGAAAGUAUGAAGGUGAAGGCGGUGAUGAGCUGGUGUUCAAGCCGGAUGUUCAUCUUGAUGGGUUCGACUUCAGUGAUGAUGACCGGAUGAUCCACAAGGGCAAGAAGAAUGUGGAGGGGGAGCACCAGAAGAGUGCCUCUCCGAUGAUGUCCAUAUUCCAGGUUGCAUCGCGAAUGAAGGAGUACUUGAGGCAGGUGCUCAAGUCCAAGAACUCACUGGACAGCUUCGUGGACAAGAUUAAGGAGAUCGAGGUUUUGUACGAGGAAAUGGGCGAUGCCAGGGCUGAGGGUAAGGCAGAGGCUGACGAGGGCACGCAAGGUGAUUUUGCCAUCGACACAUCAUGCCUUUGCCAUGUUGCUGGUGCUACGGAGUCGGCAGCUUCACGGGACCUUGAUCAGAGACUGAUUUCAGAAACCACUGUGGCCUCCAAGAUUCUAUGGCAUUGUGUCCGGAUGAUUAAUGCUGUCCGAAAAGAGAAUGGUGGUGACGCACUGUGUGUUUUCAAGAUUGGUCUUACUGCCAACCCGCUUCAGCGCAGAGCAAGCUACCUCGAGCAGAACUUUCAAAACUUCACUGUCAUACACAAGGUUUGCCGAGCCGAACUGCUCGGCAUGCUGGAGAUGCUGGAAGCUGCUCUGAUUGUCCCAGCCAAAGAUCUGGUCAUUGACGCCCAAACGGCGUGGAAGCGAGAUCCUUGCGAGGUCUUGGCCAAGAUUGCAAAGGUGCCGAUAUCUAAUGCAGAUGCACCCCUCUUUGCCAUUCUACGCAAGCAUGGGCUAGCUUGGCCUGUUGACUUUAGCUAUGCAAAGGCCGGCAAGGAGGCUAAGUACCCUUUUCUGAGCCCCAGGGCAAUGCUCGAAACUUUGAGUGCUGAGGGCUACUUCCACCGAGUUGUGGGCCUACCGGUUCACUUGGCAAGUGAAGGUCUUGAUUUCUUCUGGAAGAAAUUUCGAGGCCUCUACCCCCGACACAGCGUGUUCGAGAACAACAGUAUUGAUUUUACGAGGCUCAUCCCUUACUACCUGCAUGGGGAUGGGGGGCGUGGCUACAAGAAGGAGUCUGUCGAGAUCCUUUCCAUGUUUCCAGCCCUAGGUAGUGGCUCCAGGCGCAAAGCUGUAGACCUAAGUUCAAAAAGGGCUCGGGAGAAUGAAAUCGAGCUGGGCAUCAAUCUGACAGGAAGCUCUGGGGCCACAAGGUUUUUGUUUACUGUUGUCACCAACUUAGUGGCCAAGACUGAUGACAAACUCUUCGAUGAUAUCAUGGAAGUAUGGAGUGAACAACUGAAGGCAAUCCUAGAUGAUGGCUUUGAAGUGGGCGGGAGCACGUGGCGCAUCAUCAUUUUAGGAUUUACUGGGGACUCUCCAUACGUGAAGAAGGUUGCCAAGACUACUCGCAGCUUCCACAAUGUUCGGAAACGGCACACUUCCAAGAACGUGCAAAAGGGGUGCUGUUGGCUCUGUAAUGCAGGGUACGAUUCACCGGAGGAUGGCAUCUUUUAUCCGUUUGAACACCUUGGCUUCACUGAGCCCGCUUGGUUGCAGACGUGCAGGCUUAACAACCCGGUGCCAUGGGACGGCAACGGUGGCCGGCUUCUCCAGCACAUGCUGCUGGACAAGGAUGACACGCCGGCAGCUUUUUACAAGGCUGAUUUUUUUCAUGUGUGGCAUGCGGGAGUCGGCCAGGAUUACUGUUCAUCCUCAAUGGUGUAUUGCAUGAAAGUGCUGUUUGGAAGGGGGUCCGUCGCAAAGGAUGUGAGCGUCUUGAACGAAGCCUUGAAGAAUUGGCUGCCAUCGUCCAAACAGAAGCUUCACUGUGCAAAAAUCACAGAGGACCUUUUGGGCUACAAUGGCACACGCGAGUACCCCGAGGGCAAAUGGUCCAAGAACAUGGAUACAGCGGUUUUCACGAAUUUCAUCGUGUACCUCCUGGAGAGGCCCGACUUCCAGCCCCAACUUGAAAAUGAUAUUCUCGCGGCUGGCAAAGCAAUUGGUCAGGUAAUCCGGACGUGUUUGGAGGCCGACUAUUUUAUGUCGAGUGCGCAAUGUCAGACCGUCAUCAAGAAUGGGCACAAAUUCCUUACAGCGUAUUCUACGCUCGUGAACAAGUGCUACGAUCUGUCUUUAUGCUUAUUCAAGCUGCGACCGAAGGUUCAUUACCUCAACCAUGCAUUUCUGAAGGUAUUCGAGGAAUGGCGUGCCAGUUCCUCUGCCUGCAACCCUCUGGCGGAGUCAACAUUUAUGAGCGAAGAUUUUGUGGGCCGGGCUGCUCGCUUGUCUCGGCGUGUUUCGCCGCGUGCUAUCGCGAUCAAAACGCUUCAAAGAUAUGCGCUUUUCAUGCAGACAUCCCUCAGCAAGGAAACUGUCGAGAUGAUGGAUGUGUCAAUGCUGACUUGA
Molecule: messenger RNA, 3711 nt
Organism: Symbiodinium sp. CCMP2456
Lineage: Eukaryota; Dinophyceae; Suessiales; Symbiodiniaceae
Source: the annotation of a GenBank genome assembly